Molecule: messenger RNA, 6552 nt
Organism: Falco peregrinus (peregrine falcon)
Lineage: Eukaryota; Metazoa; Chordata; Aves; Falconiformes; Falconidae
Gene: COLQ
Product: collagen like tail subunit of asymmetric acetylcholinesterase
Exons: 17
Coding region: 173-1639 (488 amino acids)
Molecular function (GO): heparin binding
Source: RefSeq, a predicted model, not a curated record
UGACGGGGCGGGGGGAUGACAGCGGGGGAACGUACACACACAGACACACGCAUCCCACAGCCAGGGAAGAGGCAGGGAGCAGGCAAGGCAGAGAGGGAGUGAGAGUAGAGAGCGAGCGAUCCCCAAAGCAGCCCUGCAGCUCUGAGCUGGAAUCUGCCAGGGCACAGCCAGCAUGUUGGUCCUCAGCCUGCUUGUCUGGGGAUCUUACCUGCAGCUCUUCUGCUUUGCUUUACCUCAGACUGCGUACGUUGACAAUGUCUUCUCAGUUUCAGCAGAUCUCCCAUGUCUGGAACAGAAGAAGGAGCUCACCCGCAGAGCGUGCUGCCUCCUCGGCCCUCCUCCACCACCCCUGUUUCCACCACCAUACUUCAGGCACAGCUGGAGCACUAAGCUGCUUGCCCUGGAUGUGAAAGAGCUGUGUCAGGAGCUCCAGAUAAUACAGGCUUCCUCCCUGCCCAAAUCGCACUGCCCUGCAGGGCCUCCUGGCCCCCAGGGUCCACAAGGAAUUCCUGGUAUAACAGGACCAAAAGGGGAGAAAGGGGAGAUUGGCAGGCCAGGAAGAAAGGGUAGACCAGGUCCCCCGGGCGUCCCUGGGAUGCCAGGACCGAUAGGAUGGCCUGGACCUGUAGGACCGAAGGGUGAAAAGGGAGAGUUGGGUGUGAUGGGAUUGCCAGGUACAAGAGGACCAAUGGGCUCCAAGGGUUUUCCUGGAACUAGAGGAGAAAAGGGAUCCAGAGGUGACAGGGGUGACAAAGGAGUCAAAGGAGACCAGGGAGAAAUAGGCUUCCCUGGAAUGCUGGGACAAAAAGGAGAGAUGGGCCCAAAGGGACAAUCCGGAGUACCAGGACACAGAGGACCUAUAGGAAGACCCGGAAAACGAGGCAAACAAGGACUAAAGGGAGACGUUGGACCUGCAGGUAUCAUGGGUCCACCUGGAAGGCCUGGUCCUUCUGGCCAGCCAGGCCCCCCUGGACCUUCAGGAUCAGGGCAACUCGCAAUAGGACCAAAAGGGGAAAGAGGACUGCCAGGGCCUCCAGGGAGGUGUCUCUGCAGAUCCCCGCAACACGUGAAUAACCCGCUGUAUGAGGAACAUGCGUUUGGACACAAUUUUCCCAAAGUCCCUGCGAUUUUUGUGGUGAAUAAUCAAGAAGAAUUGGACCGGUUAAACACUGAAAAUGCCUUAGCUUUUAGAAGAGAUCAGAGAUCUUUGUAUUUCAAGGAUACCUUUGGAUGGCUCCCAAUCCAGCUCACCCCUUUCUAUCCCGUGGAUUACCGCUUUGAGGGUGGCAGUACCUGUGGAGACGGGAUCGUACAGGACGGGGAAGAGUGUGACGAUGGCAAUGCGGUUGUGACUGAUGGCUGUAUAACGCGCAGCACGUGGCACCAUCUACAGCUGACACACAGCAGGUUUGGUACUCGGUUGGUUCUAGCAAAGGGAUGCUUCUUCACGUUUCAGAACAGGAUGCCGCCGUGCUUACUGCGGAGAUGGCUACAGACAGGAAGGGGUGGAAGACUGCGAUGGGAAAGAUUUUGGAUAUUUGACAUGCAAAACGUAUCUCCCUGGGUAUGUAUGAGCUAUCUUCAAUUUGGUUCAGUUUUGUUUUGCUUUGUUUUCUUUUUUUCUCUUUGCCAGCUUUAAAACCAAAUAGUAUUACCCAAAUAAGCCUUGUUCCACUGGGACCACUGCAGGUAGUGGGGGGAGAAAAAGUCUAUCAGCUUAUUUCUGCAUAUUGUUGGCUUGAAAAGGGCUAAAUCUCAUCUCCCAAUAAUCAGCACGUGCCUUUUACUGUACAAAAUGAGUGAAGGUCACACAGGCAUACAUUUGCCCAUUGCAUGGAAAGAGUUCCUCAUUCGGUGACAUUAUCAUUGCAUUGAUGUUCACCUGUGAUAUACCAAGAGUAGGAAAGACCAUGAGAAGGAAAUGAUCACACUGAAGGAAAAAAGACCCCAGACCCCAACCUCCAGCCAGCCUCCUGUUGCCCUUACCAUUAAUAGGUGCUCUAGGGGUAUCUUUGUUUCUGCAUCAAUCGGGUGUCUAUCAGCCUUUCCAAAGACCAGGAAAUUCAUUCAACAGCAGAUGCAAAGCCAGGCACUUCCUUAGCAAUGUCCUUCAUUUAAAACAUCUGCUUAUUGUUGACUUGCCUUCUCUGCCUUUGUUUAAGCAGCUUCCUCUGGUCAGCACUUUGCCUCCAGCAGCAGUACCUCUAUUUAACUGUCAGGUAUUGUUACUAGCUAACAGGAAACAUUUAAUUUGCAAAUGAAAUUAUGCGCAGAGCCCUCAUCAUUCAUGGAAGAAUAAUGUGCUAAUUGACAGGAAUAAGAAACCACAGGAUGUCUUUGUAAGUCAAAUGCUGUGCUAAUCCUUCCCCUGCAAUUGUUGGAGCACUCCUGGUGUAAGAGAUUACUAAAAUGAGACCAGCAAACCUGACAACCUGAAACGUUUUACAGAGAUCUCAUCUUCAGACAGUGUGGUGCUGGUUUCUACUGUGAAAAGUAUUUAUUCCCUUCUAAGAGUCUGAAGUUUGGUGCCAAAAAUAGCACCACAAAAGCUUGAGAAAUUAACUUGAGAAAUUUUUAUAAAUUUCACUUCCCAUGUAUAACCAAGUUGUGAAGAGCAACUGAGAUCCUUUAUUUUUGUGUGUGCAGUCUGCAAAUUAUCUGCUAAAGAAAAACCUGUGAAUCACGAGUAAAAUGGGUAAGUCUGUGAACAUGGCACUCCCACACGAGUUUCAUUGCAAAGCACCCGUUCCUCCAAGAGCUCAGCUCUAAGAUUUUUGCUUUUUCUACUCUUUCCAGCCCCAAAAUCCUUCUUCAUAUUUCACACACCUUCACUUCAGAUUUUGUGAUGCUUUUCUGAAAAUACAGGUUAUCCAAGAUCAUAGUUUUAAGAAUCUGCUUAAUGGGUGCUUAAUCCACAGCUUGUGGAUUAUCUGAUGGAUGGGUUAUUCACUUAGACAUAUGCUAGCCAUAAAAACUCUAUUAAAAUGCUUAUUUUAUUAACAUGUCUGGUCUGGUCUUCAGUAGGUAGAAUCACUGCAGCUCAGUUUAAGUCAGUAGGAAGACAAAAAUCCCUGGUUUUCCUUAUUUUGCAAGGAUUUACUUUUUUUUAUUUCAAAGGUGGGCAUGUGUCACAAUCAUUAUCUCAAGUACAUGAAAAGUAAGUAAAAGGUCAGGCACAGUCAUGUCUGCUGGAGCUACUGGAAGUUAACUGGAAAAAGACUUAGCUCAGAGCCUCAGGUGGUCCGUUACACAGUUCCCAUGGGAGAGCCAAGGCCUCCUGCACCCAUCCCUGCACAGCGCUCAAGUCCCAGUGUCAACGGGGAUUUUAUUUUUUUUAAUUGACUUUACUAGGAAUUAUGUCCUCCCUCAUAGUUCCUUCUGGAGUUUUUUUUUUUGUUGUUGACAAGGGGGAGCACAGUAGACCACUGAUGGAAAUUACCCUCUUAUUUUGGUUCCCAUAUGUGGCUGCACAUGGCAUUUUCUGAUGUUCUUCACUCCUACAUCCGGGAGUUACAUCCGGGAACUAUAUGAUGUGAACUAUAGCAUACUUUGAAACGGAGAUAUUCUCUUUUAUUUUAGGUCUUACGGAAAAUUGCGAUGCACUUCUUACUGCUACAUUGACUCUACACAGUGUCGAUACUUCACAUGAGAGGAGCGGAGGUGGGUAGCAUCCCACAUGUAGCGGGGUGCUAGGUGCUACACUGUCAUCUAUCCAAGAAGGACUGGGACAAAAAUAAAACCCCACCCACCUCUGUGUGAAAACCAAGAGACAUCAUGCUGCUGAUGGCCAUUUUGACAUGUUGGGGUUUUGCUUUUUGUUGUUGGGGUUUUUUUUGUUUUUGUUUUUUUUUUUUUUUAAUUAAGUCAGAUGAUUGGGAAAGAAUAGGACCACUGCAUCCUGUCUUAAGAGAGAAAUGUCGAACAGUGUUUGCCAGUAAGACUUUCAUGUGGCUGCAGACAGCAACAUGCUCUCCAUCACAAACGCAGCGUUCAGCUACUGGAAACUGAGUUUCACUAACCAGGAAUAUUGUGUAACGAUUACCUCGACUUAGCACUGUUAAACCUACAUGUAAGCUCUUCAGGGUUUUUGUCUUUAAACCUUCUCAGCAUAAACACGAAGCAUAUCUUGGAUGCGGUGUUUAUAGAGACUUUUUCUUUUAUGAUAAUGUGAACUUUGCAAGCGUUGUAUCCACGUGAGUGAUGACUUCAGCGACAUUAAUGUCAACUAUACACCUGCCUGGGUUGAAGGAGCAGAGGCCCUUCAGUAAGUGCUUUCAGGAUCAGCAAAUCAGCCAAAAAAGCUGGUUAACGUCACCUUCAGGCUAAGACGUUUGGCAGUCUGUGUGUCUGUGUGCAUGCAUGGAAAUACAAGCAGUCACACGAAGGCUGAAACUGCAGACCACAAAGGCCAAACUGGACAAAUAAGCUGUGAAACAGCCAAGGAGCUCUCUCCCAGGAGAAAAUCAGACAAGGAGAGAAGAUAAAGAAGGAAUGUAUUUCCGUAUUUUUCACCUCUGUGCUGAGCUGGCGGGGCUCUGCAUGACCCCGAAGGGGUUGGGACAGCGUUGGUUCCCUGCCUGAAUCCACAGCGUGACACUUUGCCUUCACUCUGGUUUCUACACUGGAAGGUUUUUUCGUUUUCAUCCCCUUGUCCACCCAACCAUCAUCAUUCAAUUACCAGUUAUACCCUGUCCUCUCUCCCUUUCACGGUUCCUGCCAUCGUCUCUGGGGUACGUUCUCACUUUUGUAUUGCUGUAAAUCAGAUCUUAGAGUAGGGUGUUUAUAGAUGUUCAUUCAUGCUGUGUAACGUACAUGUAUUUUUGUUUUUCACGAAGUUUGUUCAACUAUAUUAGCUCUGAUAGGAAUCAGGGUAAUUAUAUACUUAUUUAUUAGCAGGCAUUAAAGAGCAAAUAUCACAUGGGAAGCAUAUUAAGUGUUAUAUGAAAAAGUCUAACAGAAGAAUAUGAAACAAAGGAUGUGCAGAAUUAAGGACUAAAAGACUCAAGUCAAGGUGUUGUUUUCAUACACGCCACUCUUUCCUGCUUCAUGAUAAAUGCUGUACAUAACUGUUUAAAAUGCGUGAGUUAUCAGUACCAGUGACAGCACUGCAACAGCUGCACUUACACUGGUACUUCUGUAAAGGGUAAAUAAAGGUGGAUGUUGCAUUAUAAUGAUAACAUAUUAAAGCAAUCAAGAAAUGCAUACAACUUUUGCAACCUGUGUAGAAGACUUUAACUCUGCAUGUCCAAAGUGAUACUGUAAAUCACCAAUUAAAAAAAAAAAAUCGAACCCCAAACAAACUAGUGAACUCUGUGGCUAUCACUUACCUGGUCUAUUUAUGUUGCUAUGAGGCCAAGCCACCAGUAUUUGUAGCCCAGUUCCAUAGUUCAAAGUUUUGCAUUGUGUUGCUUUGUUUUCUUUACACAGAGGUCUUAAUAAAAGGUCAAGGAACUACUUGGGCAAGGAAGUUGCCAUAAGCUCUGGAAAUCUGCGCACUAGCACAGCUGCCUUUUACUUCCCUGUGUUUGUGCAAGUGGCAGGUUCUGGCAGCCUCACACCGUAUGGGAGCACGUAUCCUGUCAGGAGGCUCUCGAGGACGGCCAUUCUCCCAGCUGAAUGUCAUCCUGGCCAACCUUCCAGCUGAACCUCUGGCAACAUCUGCCAGGUGUUACCAUCCUGGGCUUGGAGACACUUUAUCUGAACCCCUCACGUUCUCCAAGGAGUUAAUCUCUACUCCCUAAAAGGCUGGAGUCUUUGACAAAUUUGAUAAUCCCAGUGGCCCUUCACCUUCACUUUUAAGUCACAUCAUUUUUAAAAGCUCCUGCUUGCAAAGGACACGGAUGUUGCAAAGAUAAGCGCAGAGUGUAGGAAACGUAAACAGGAGAUGUGAUCACAUAGGUAAAAUCACGCUGUGCUGCGCAUGUUCAGGAAGGGGCGUAUCAGUCUGUUGAGCAAACAUUCACAAAGCAUGGAUUCUAAAUGGCCUUUAUUAAUACAGCACAAACAAUUCAGCAUCUUAACAGAAAGCAAGCAACGUAAGAUAUAAGGGGGAAAAGAAAUGACCAUGACAUGAAACAAGUUUCUCACUACCGUUACCGUCUCAUUCCCCUGAGAUGAUAAAGCAUGAGAAAGGCAUCUGGGAAGGUGUUAAGUAUAUAUGAUUUAAAGGCUGCAAAAGAAGUCCUUCCUCUUUAUUUCUGACAUACCUGCUUUAUCAUUAAGUGGGGAUUCUUCAGCUGGAUGGUGCCUGGUCUGCUGUGAAUUAUCUUCCCUCCUCUGAGUUUCUUACCACAUUGUGCCAAGACUGGUUCAAAAAUUAAUUGGGGUACUUCAGUUCCUUGGCCUUUUUUAGCAGCAAAUGCUUUGGGAGAGUUUUCUAAUGAUUAGUAUGUUAACUCUAGACAAAUACAAAACCAGUAUGAUCUUACGCUAUGCACUGAUUUAACUGUGUACUAAAAAUCCAGCUUGCACUUAAUAUAUAAUAUAUAACUAAAUAUAUGUAGUUACCUACUGCAUGUAUUAGCAGCUCAUGUCAAUAAAUCAUGCUACCUU